AUGAAGACUACAGACUGCAAUGUGAAUUGCAGUCAACAGCCAACACGUGUGGGAUCACAGUUGCAUCACCCUACAUGGAACCUCCAGCAGAGGUCUCAGCCUGGAAAGGACAUUGAUGAGGUUUAUCUCACUCAUGUACCACAGCUUCCAUCAGAGCAUCACUGCCACCAAACCCCUGAAUGUGACAAUGGAACACCUGUGACACAUCACCCGACAGAACAUCUACUACCACGUACUCAGCCAGUGAAGGUAUAUGAUAAGCUUUCUCUUACUUCUAAUCCAAGACUUCACUCCAGACAUGGCUGCAGCAGGAGCUCUGAAUGUGACACUGGAACACCUGCAGCACAUCACCUGACAGAGCAUCUACUGCCGCGUACUCAACCAGUGAAUGUGUAUGGCGAGCUUUCAUUUACACCUACUCCAACAUUGCUUCAAGUCAUUCACACAGGAUUGAAACCAUAUAAAUGUACUGAAUGCAGUAAGUGUUUCACACAGCAAAGCAAUCUUCGAAAGCAUUAUGCCAUUCACACAGGACUGAAACCACAUAAAUGCACCAAAUGUGGUAUGUCUUUCAUAUGGGCCUGUAGCCUGAAAAGGCAUCAAGCCAUUCACACAGGACUGAAACCAUAUAAAUGCACUGAAUGCAGUAAAUGUUUCACACAGCUAAGCCAUCUUCAGGCACAUUGUGUCAUUCACACAGGCAUGAAACCACAUAAAUGUACUGAAUGUGGUAUGUCUUUCACACGUGCCAGUAGCCUGAAAAGGCAUCAGUUCAUUCACGCAGGACUGAAACCAUAUAAAUGUACUGAAUGCAGCAAGUGUUUCACACAGCUAAGUAAUCUUCAGUCACAUUGUGCCAUUCACAAAGUCAAGAAACCACAUAAAUGUACCGAAUGUGGCAAGUCUUUCAUUUGGGCCUGUAGACUGAAAAAGCAUCAAGCCAUUCAUACUGGAGCGAAAUUGACGCUGACAGAGUUUAUAGUCAUUUAGAAGAAAACUCAAUUAUGACAGUAGAGCAAAAGGGCAAUAAAAGAAAGUCAUAUGGAACAAAGGACCAUUUGUUGUUAAAGUUAUAGCGGAGAAUUGUAAGAAGAGGAAGAACCUAAGUAUGGCAUGGAUUGACUACAAAAAAGCAUUUGGUAGUAUCCCACAUUCAUGGAUAAAAGAGUGCUUAAAAAUGUACAAGAUACAC
Messenger RNA from Protopterus annectens (West African lungfish), 1192 nucleotides. Its product is annotated as zinc finger protein 480-like. The coding region runs from base 1 to 990 and encodes 329 amino acids. Gene Ontology annotation, molecular function: DNA-binding transcription factor activity, RNA polymerase II-specific; RNA polymerase II cis-regulatory region sequence-specific DNA binding. The record is from RefSeq and is a predicted model, not a curated record. Lineage: Eukaryota; Metazoa; Chordata; Ceratodontiformes; Protopteridae. Gene Ontology annotation, biological process: regulation of transcription by RNA polymerase II; central nervous system development. Gene Ontology annotation, cellular component: nucleus. The transcript has a single exon.